CAACCAGUCUAGAGUAAGUCUGAUUUCAGGAUGGAUGCAAUACCUUGUUGUCUCCUAUUUUCGCUCGUGUUCUUUGGAACUGGGAUUGAACAAACCCAAGCCUUGCUACUGCAAUGCUACUGCCAGCGCUGCCCCAACUCCACCUGCAACACGGAUGGCCUGUGCUACGCCUCCGUCACCAAGACGGGCAACCACGUGACCAAGCAGCAGAGCUUCUGCCUGCGAGACGACGAGCUCAUCCCGCGCGACCGGCCCUUCCUCUGCGCCCCCUCCACCAAGGACGACACGGGCAUCUACCCCAUGUGCUGCAACACCAACCUCUGUAACAAAAACCCCAACUUCAGCAUUCCCGUUCCGACGGUGAAGCCCCCGUCUCUAGGUCCAGUGGGCUUGGCGGCGGUGAUCGCAGUGCCAGUGUGUGUGCUGUGCUUCUUACUGGUGACCAUCUUCUACUUCUGCCACAGUCGAUCAGCUAUCCACCACCGCGUGCCCAACGAGGAGGACCCCUCCAUGGACCACCCCUACAUCACCGUGGGGACCACCCUCAAGGACCUCAUCUACGACAUGACCACCUCUGGGUCUGGCUCAGGCCUUCCACUGCUGGUGCAAAGGACGAUCGCCAGGACCAUCAUCCUGCAGGAGAGCAUCGGGAAGGGCCGCUUCGGCGAGGUGUGGCGCGGCAAAUGGCGCGGCGAGGAGGUGGCCGUGAAGAUCUUCUCGUCGCGCGAGGAGCGCUCCUGGUUCCGCGAGGCCGAGAUCUACCAGACCGUCAUGCUCCGGCACGAGAACAUCCUGGGCUUCAUCGCCGCCGACAACAAAGAUAACGGGACGUGGACUCAGCUGUGGUUGGUGUCGGACUAUCACGAGCACGGCUCUCUGUUCGAUUACCUGAACAGGUACACGGUGACGGUGGAGGGCAUGAUCAAGCUGUCGCUGUCCACCGCCAGUGGUCUGGCUCACCUGCACAUGGAGAUCGUGGGCACCCAAGGUAAGCCAGCCAUCGCUCACCGAGACCUCAAGUCCAAGAACAUUCUGGUGAAGAAGAACGGAACCUGCUGCAUCGCCGAUCUGGGCCUCGCUGUGCGCCAUGACUCUGCCACCGACACCAUCGACAUCGCGCCCAACCACCGCGUGGGCACCAAGAGGUAUAUGGCCCCAGAGGUCCUUGACGAUUCAAUAAAUAUGAAGCAUUUUGAGUCGUUCAAGAGGGCAGAUAUCUACGCCAUGGGUCUGGUGUUCUGGGAAAUCGCCAGCAGAUGUUCGAUUGGUGGUAUCCAUGAAGACUACCAGCUGCCCUACCAUGACUUGGUGCAGUCAGACCCUUCAGUGGAGGAGAUGCGUAAGGUGGUCUGCGAGCAGAAGCUUCGACCCAACAUUCCCAACAGGUGGCAAAGCUGUGAGGCGCUUCGGGUGAUGGCCAAGAUCAUGAGGGAGUGCUGGUAUGCUAACGGAGCAGCCCGGCUAACGGCUCUACGCAUCAAGAAGACCCUCUCUCAGCUCAGUCAUCAGGAGGGCAUCAAGAUGUAGAAUCCCCACCCACCUGCGCCCAAAAACCAACCAACCCCACCCACCCAACGAACCACCCCAGCCCCCUUCAGAGCCACAGACUCUGCCAUAAACACUAAAUGUCAUUGCAAUUGUCCUUAUGGUUUACCAUCAUCAUCAUCGUGGUGAUCGUGAGAGGAAGCUGUGCCGCUCCGGUUCUCCCCGCUAGUGAGGAGCACCACUAAACCUGCUGGUCUUCUGUCUUGUUUCCUAACCUCUGUGGAGGGACGCUCAGUCUUCUCUAUUGGGAUGAAAAGGCAGAGGUCAUUGUGGGGACAGGGCCGCUGGGAGGGGUUGUCAAAAAAAAAAGAAGCGGGGGGCUGCACCUCUGAGCGCCCCACAGCCACCAUCAGAGACCCACCGGAUGGUGUGCUGGCAACCCUUGUCCUGUGUCCUCAGUUGUGAUUGGUCAGAUUCGCUGCUGUGCUGUGGUUGAAUUGAGAUGCGCGCUCAUGAUUGGCUAUUGGCUCACCUCUGGUUCAGUUGCCCAGUUAGCAACGCCCUCGGCCAAAGAGGACAGACACUCCAAACCUCACCAAGGUCAUAGGUCACGGUGGGAGGGGUGCAGGAGUUAGGCAAGGGUGGACCCUCUUUGGACGAUCAGGGACCAGCCUGCUUUCAAUGCUGUUCUUUAAAGUGACUGAAACAUUUACAUUUGUCAUGUUUUCUGCUUUCUCUUUUCUUUCAUGACAAAAAAAAGAAAUGAUUGCUCUGUGGAACAUUUUGCACCUUUUUUGUUUUUUUUUCCGUGUAUUUCUGUUCUUGUACUCACCGCUGCGGUCUUCAGGUCAGUGUAACUUAGUGUAAGUUAUUUGUCAUAACUAUUUUUUUUCCAAACACACUAGACAUGACCUCAUUUUCACUCUUGGCAAACAUGCUGUGACAUAUGCAAUAUAGAUAAAUCCAUAUCUAUUUUAUAUAUAUUAACUGCUCUGCUACAACAACUACCGACAACAACAACAACAACAACAACAACAACAACUACUACUGCAACACAACCAUGCCUUCCAAACCAGAUGUUACCGGAAAGUGCCAGUGCUCUAGAACCACCAAUCUCUCCACCCACGCUGCCAAGGAGACCCUUUACCCCCACUCAAAGGUUUUCAGUCUUCACUGGUGAAAAACUAGGAUGAGCAGAGCUCCUUACGGGGAUUGAUGGGCAGUGUCCCUGUUUUGCUGUUGAGUGAGAGGGUGGAGGAUCAUCUCCCGACAGUCAACUCCCCCAGUGCCAUUUCCUGCCUGCGUCCUCCUCUUCAUUGGCUGUCAUGAGGAAGAGCAGCGCCUAUGCCUUCUGCUCCGCCUAAGUCCACCUCCUCAGAAACCCUCGAGACACACCUGGUGAGUCAAUGUGUGAGGGUGUGUUUAUGGUGAGGGGGUGGGACAGGUACCAUGUUACAACUGCUGCCAUUUUUAACCGAGUGGACCAAACACAGGACUUGAAGCAACACUAAGCUCUAGUCACCCCCUUCAGAAUUUCACCCUGGGAUAGUCUUUUUUUUUUUUUUGCUGUUUGUUUUUGUCUUUUUUUGUUGUUGUUUUUUAUUUGAAGUGACACAUCAGGUUUGUGGACACCACUCUCAUCAGAAACACAGGCUUUCUCGACCCUCUCUAUGCCUCUGAAUAGAACAUAAAUGGCUGGAGAACCACCUGGCAAAUGGGCUGCCAUCCUCAGUGAUGUAACAGGUGGUCGGGAAAACAAGGCCAUUGGUUGGCUGACGCCUGCGAGAGUGUCAUUGUGAUGUCACAAUGGAAAAAGAAAAGGAGCGAUGUCUGCAUCGCUGAUGUUAGUUGCCACUCUUGUCAGAGACAGUUUGUCUUCGUCUCGCAAGUGCACGUCAACAAACUGAUCAAGUAUUGUUAAAGAGGGUGAAGUGCAUCCAUUGAAAUAUAGCAAAUGAAUAUUUACUAAGCCAUAGGUUUUCCAACGUUUUGUGGCAACUUUUUUCUACUAGAAUGUACAUUUUAUGAUGAAAGAAAUGUAACAUACACUACAUAUUUCAGUUGAGCAAGCCUCAAGGGACCAAUAGAGACAGGAUUGUUCUUGCUUUGUAAAAUGUACUGUAAGAUAUGAAAAGCAGAUUCAAAGCUCUAUGAAUAGGAAAUGUAGCACCAGUUAAUAGUUUAUAUUUUUGAAAGACAGACCACGUUACCACACAUAUCUGCUAGGAGUUUGAUUUGGGACAUCGAUUCAUGUUUUUGCUAAAUUAAUUGUGGUUGAAUUUGUCUAUACAAAAUUGAAAACAAACCGCAUCAUCAUCUGUUUUUCCUUAGGAUUUUGUACAAAGUUUGGUUGUAGGUCAGUGAAAUUUAAGGUCAAUUAAAAGGUAUGGUGUUUUUCUCCCCCAAAAGAAGUAUGAUCCCAUGCUUUUGUCUUCUUUUUUUUUUUUAGGAUCUUCAGCCGCACUUUAGCAUGAGAGUAUUGUUACUCUAUUCGUUAUGACCAGUAAGAUUUCUGAAUGUCAGUAACGUGACAGCAUUUUGUCUUUAGUCACGGAAUCCAUGUUGUUCGCCUUACGCGCUUCAGCCCUUAAUAAACCCACCAACCCAAAAGAUGUGUCUGUACCAUUCAGCAAUAAGUGCCCUUCCUGCUUGCCCGUGUCUGUGUUAAUGUGCUCGCACGUGAAGUUUGGAUCUCUGCUUAGGCGUCUUUGGAGUUCUGUCGAAAGCAAUUGGUCGGCCAUUGUGCUGCUACGGCAUUUUUUAUUUAUUUUUUUUUUACUCUACUGGAGCUGCGGGGGACUGACUUUGUUUGUCCUGGACUGUAAACUGCACAAUAUCGGAUGUACAUAAUCUCCAAACGCAUGACUGUAGAAUGGUCUUUUUUUUUUUUUUUUUUAAGCUGUUCUGCCAGGGGAGUGGGUGGUGUGGGCUUUUGGUUUGACCACUCCACUAGUUUCCCAGGCCACUUUCUCAGUACAGUCAAAUUGGUAAAGCAUUAAUUAAAUGUCUAUUGAGCAUUACUGUUUAGUGAUCUGUGUGCUCGGCCAGUAUUGCCUCACAUGGUUUGUUUUUGUUUUUUUACCAGGGAGACCUUACCCUGUUGAUUCAGUCUGGGCCUCUAUGCAAUACCAGUGGCUCCUGUAACAUGCUGAAAAAUGUUGUAAAAUCCCAGAAUGAAGAUGUCUUAGAGAUGUGUCGAUAGGAAUGAAACCAUAUACAUAAUAUGUAAACGUUUGUUUUAUGUGCAAGUCUGGAAAGAUUUGGUCUUGUACAGUUGGACAGAAAUCUUAUGAAAAAAAAAAAAGUGGAAAAAAAAGCUAUCCUAAUUAUUGCUUAAAAGACCAUUGUACAUAGCUGCUAUUUGAAAUGAUGGAAUUAUCGUUUCAUGUAAAAGAAAUGUAGUAAUGAAUGUCGAAGGUUAGAGAGUUCAGUUCAUUGAGGAGGUUUCCCUGUAGGGGAGAAUGGGUGUCUCUCAGUGCAGCGUUUGUGGGUGGAAAACGCCCUGGUCUCACAGCACCAGUGGCUUCAACAGGCCAGGCCUCAUCUCUGUCCAAUAGCAUUUGUCUUAACAAAACCACCAGCAGCCUCUUUUACUUUCCUCUGUUUUUGUUCUGUUUUUGUUGUUGCAAAAACUUCAAAUGGUGACUCAAGAUGUAAGCAUCACACACAUCCAGGUACUUCUCCUCUUCUUCUCUCUCGCUGUCAGCGACAUGCAGGUACCUUUGCCAGCCACCAGGGCGGCGACCUCACCAGCUAUGACUUAACCUACAAAUACAACUCAUACCUGUGCAAAUCUGGUUUCAUGCAAAUGAUGCUGGGAGAGUGGGGCGGGGGAGUGUCUCCCUCGCCAUGGCAAAGUGCCCAUCUCUCCGCAUCGCUAGUGUUUUCGUUGUUGUCAGACUUGCAGUGCCUCCAACCUUAUCUCAACUCCAGCCAAGGAGAGAGAUAAGCAUGGAGAGCACAGUGGGCAGGCGCCAUCUGUGUGUCUCUGUGUGUGUGUGUGUGUGUGUGUGUGUGUGUGUCUGUGUGUUUGUAUGUAUAUGUAUGUAUGUAUGUAUGGGUGUUUUUCCCUUUGUUUUGUUUGUUUUUGUUUGUCAACACGCAGUUCAGGAGUAGAGGAAUGAAAUGUGCUCUUUUGUUACCCAGAUGGAGGAAUGUCGGCAGUUUCACUAUAUCAGAUAUGCAAUUUGUGUCAUGGAAUGCAUUAUGUAGUCUUUUUAUAUAUAUAUAUAGAUAUAUUUCUCCAUUGCAACAGUCCACAGGACUCGCAGUGUUUGGCUGACUGAUUUGUAAACUUGUCUCUUUGUAUUGUGCAUGAACCAGGGACACCAGAGCCAUGCUGGACUAAAUUAAACAGUAGUUAGGCUAAUGUGGAUCAUGCAAAUGGCUUGAUGUUCCUGGAAUGACUGAGCCCUGGACAAACAGCACAAUUAGCAUAACUCAAGUAAAGGUCAUGCCAGAACCUAAAGGGGGUCCUGCUCUUUAUGCAAAUAUGUACAGGCAACGUGCUCUUCAUCCUCGGCCCUGACAUUUGCCUCAUUGACAAGCGCAACGUAAAUGUAUGCAGAAUCUAUGCUAAUCAACUAACACUGUGACAAGACAGGACCAGGGAGGCACAGGGGCUGCAGAAAUACCAAAACGAGUAAAUAAUCAAAACAAAAAAACAGCGUUUGCUCUUUUGAUUUUGGAUACCGCGAAAACUGCCAGCAAACUAACCAACAGCACAGGGCAUUUUUCCGACUGGGUUGCAAAAGGGUGUCAUUAUCCAGGGUGCUUUUCUGUUGCUCAUUGGCUGCUGUUGUGACAACGUUAUGUCAAAGGUAGAGGAAAGCUUUAUCAUGUUUGUUUUGGUUUAAGUUUGAAUAUAUAUACACACACACAUGUGUUUCAUUUUAUUAUUCCACCAGACUGAUGCACAGCAUGUGGGCUUGAUUUCUAAUGUCUGCAUCACUUUGCUUUUUAAGUAAUUUAUUAAAAGCUUAAAAAAACAUGUAAUUAACUGGUUUUUAAAAAGGUCAUAAUCAAAAGAAAAUAUACCUCCUUUAAAGACCAAUGUUUUUACCUCAACAUGUAGCCUAUAUCUGAUUUGUUUAUUCUGAGUUUGCAAAUUUUGUUUCUAUGAAAUGCUAAAUUGAAGAGGAGGGGAAAAAAGCAAAUUUUGUUAAUAGCAUUUGUAUGUGUUAUGUAUGUGUCCAGUAUGUGUCUACCAUCAUCUGUAUAUUGCUUUUAUUCUGUCUAAAUUGUAAGUGCUUUACUUAUGUCGAACCCCUUGGUCCUUUAAACAUACUCUCUAAGCUAUGUAAAAUGCCUUGUGUACUUUUCUUUGAAACUAUAUCUAUAUCUAUAUAUACAGUAUAUGUCAUGAAAACAGGACGGGAUGAGAAUGAGAAGUGGUUCAGCUUGGGAAAGGACUCUUGACUUAAAGAGCCGCUGGCGUGUCCUCUGAAUCCCUGUAUUCUCUGAGGCCGCCAUGUUGGGUGUUGAUGGCCCAGUAGCACUGAACUUGAAGUGCCCUGAGCAGGAGAGCUGGACAACACGCCCUCACUGUGCCCUUUGCAACGCGGCUCGUAGCGCAAAUACUCCACGAUGCCCUCGACGCGAGAGCUUUGAAAGGUCAUUCUUUGCAUUUCAGCAGAGGGAGUCAACAGGCUCCAGACGACUGCAUGUUUUUGGGAUGGAUCCAUGGCACUUCUGGGCAAGAUCUGUCUCACGAUCCUCUGCUGUGUGGAAAGCCGUAACGGAAUUGGUAUCCAUGAGAGUGUUGCGUCGCCAGCACCUGUACAGGGUCCCCCACCCUCACCCCCACCCCCAGUCGAGCGUUUCGGAUGUUCUUUGUUUUUAUUUUAUUUUUAAGAUGUAAGAUGAAUGAUCAACGGAACCUAGCCGAGUGAUGCUGAUAAUGUUACACUCAAACCUAGUGGACUAGAAAGUGGUGUGAAUAAAAUCCAUUCAAGUUUUUCAGCA
This is a messenger RNA of Sardina pilchardus (European sardine), 7449 nucleotides long. It is a transcript of the gene tgfbr1b, whose product is annotated as transforming growth factor, beta receptor 1 b. Lineage: Eukaryota; Metazoa; Chordata; Actinopteri; Clupeiformes; Clupeidae. Bases 31 to 1527 code for a protein of 498 amino acids. Gene Ontology annotation, cellular component: activin receptor complex; plasma membrane. The transcript is spliced from 9 exons. Gene Ontology annotation, biological process: protein phosphorylation; transforming growth factor beta receptor signaling pathway; activin receptor signaling pathway. Gene Ontology annotation, molecular function: transforming growth factor beta receptor activity, type I; SMAD binding; activin receptor activity, type I. The record is from RefSeq and is a predicted model, not a curated record.